Messenger RNA from Chaetomium fimeti, 3440 nucleotides. RefSeq names its product exoribonuclease 2. Gene Ontology annotation, molecular function: nucleic acid binding; zinc ion binding; 5'-3' RNA exonuclease activity. Gene Ontology annotation, cellular component: nucleus. The record is from RefSeq and is a predicted model, not a curated record. Lineage: Eukaryota; Fungi; Ascomycota; Sordariomycetes; Sordariales; Chaetomiaceae. The transcript has 3 exons. The coding region runs from base 156 to 3329 and encodes 1057 amino acids. Gene Ontology annotation, biological process: nucleobase-containing compound metabolic process.
GUGCACCGACGAAGCGACGUUUCGCAUUAAUACCCUACACCAAGCGCGACAUCUUGCGAAAGCCAGUCCCGGCUAGUCGCUAGUCGUGACCACGAACCACUUCCCCGACCGACAAGGCAACGUCUGCCUGCUGACAAUUUUACAAACCUUUCGCCAUGGGUAUUCCGGCUGCCUUCAGGUGGCUCUCCACCAAAUAUCCCAAAAUCAUCUCCCCCGUCGUCGAGGAGAAGGCUCUUGUUAUGGAAGAUGGCACUGUCGUCCCAGUUGAUGCGACACAACCCAACCCAAAUGGGGAGGAGUUCGACAACCUGUACCUGGACAUGAACGGCAUUGUUCAUCCUUGCUCGCAUCCCGAGGACCGCCCGGCGCCCAAGGAUGAAGAGGAGAUGAUGAUUGAGGUCUUCAAGUACACCGAGCGCGUCGUCAACAUGGUCCGCCCGCGCAAGCUGCUCAUGAUCGCUGUCGAUGGUGUUGCACCACGAGCCAAAAUGAAUCAGCAGCGGUCCCGCCGAUUCCGCGCCGCCCAAGAUGCCAAGGAAAAGGAGGAAGACAAGCAGCAACUCCUCAAGAUGCUUCAGAAAGAGAAGGGCAGUACUGCCAAGGAGGAACCUGUCGAAACUGUCGUCAAGAAGGCCUUUGACUCCAACUCCAUCACCCCGGGCACACCGUUCAUGGACAUUUUGGCCGCAAGCCUGCGGUAUUGGUGUGCUUACAAGCUCAACACGGACCCCGCGUGGGCCAAGAUGAAGGUCAUCAUCUCCGAUGCUACUGUUCCUGGCGAGGGUGAACACAAAAUCAUGGAAUUUGUCCGCUCGCAGCGCAACUCGCCCGAGCAUGACCCCAACACUCGCCACGUCAUCUACGGCUUGGACGCCGAUCUUAUCAUGCUGGGGCUUGCUACUCACGAGCCUCAUUUCCGUGUCCUUCGUGAGGAUGUCUUCUUCCAGCAGGGCAAAGCAAGGAUGUGCAAACUCUGCGGCCAAAAGGGCCACGACGAGAGAAAUUGCAGAGGUGAGGCAAAGGAGAAAGACGGCGAGUUUGACGAGAAGGACAAGGCGGAGCCCCUAAAGCCCUUCAUUUGGCUCCAUGUCUCGAUCCUACGUGAGUACCUUGCCAUUGAGCUGAACAUUCCCGAUCUCCCAUUUCGCUGGGAUCUCGAACGCGCCAUCGACGACUGGGUCUUCAUGUGCUUCUUUGUCGGAAAUGAUUUCCUGCCUCAUUUGCCCGCCCUCGAAAUCAGGGAGAACGGCAUCGAGACCCUCAUGGCUAUUUGGAAGGACAACCUCGCCGUAAUGGGUGGAUACGUGACCAAGGACGGACAUGUGGACCUCGACCGCGCACAGUACAUCCUUAGCGGUCUCGCCAAGCAGGAGGACUCCAUCUUCCGAAGGCGGAAGGAAACCGAAGACCGGCGGGAGGCGAGCUUCAAGAGACGCAAGCUCAACGACCGACAAGGUAAUGGCAGAGGCGGAGCCCACGAUUCGCCACUCAGUGGUAGGGGAGGGCGAAGGGGAGCGCCAGAGGCGAACGGGCCGCCGGCGGGGAUGAAUCUUUUCCCGGUCGCGAGCAUUCCCAAGCCCGUCGGCAUCACUCACGACAUGGUGGUGAACCGCCGUGCGGUUGACCAGGCCAAUGUGGCCAACAAGAGCGCCGCGAGCGUGCUCAAGAGCCAGAUCCAGGGACUUGUGGCCCAGGUUCAGAAACCCGAUGGUGACGAGCCCAAGGAGGAAAACCCGGCGGCGAAAACGCCACCUUCAGCCCUUGGGAAACGCAAGGCGGAGCUCAUUGAGGAGGAGGCCACCACUGCCUCGGACACCACUUCGGAUGCCGAGACCCCUGCUACCCCCUCGAGCGAGGAAGGCCCAACCGACACGGUCAGGCUCUGGGAAGAGGGUUACGCUGACCGGUAUUACGAGCAAAAGUUCAAAGUGGACCCCAAAGACAUCGCCUUCCGGCACAAGGUUGCCCGGGCAUACGUCGAAGGUCUCGCCUGGGUGUUGAUGUACUACUUCCAGGGCUGCCCCUCGUGGGAGUGGUUCUACCCAUACCACUACGCUCCGUUUGCGGCUGAUUUCGUCGACCUGGGAAAGAUGAAGAUCAGCUUCGAGAAGGGCAGGAUAUCGCGGCCUUUUGAGCAGCUCAUGAGCGUCCUUCCGGCCGCCUCCCGCCAUGCCAUUCCGGAGGUAUUCCAUGACUUGAUGACCCAGGAGGACAGCCCGAUCCUCGAUUUCUACCCGGAGGACUUUGAGAUUGAUUUGAACGGUAAGAAGAUGUCUUGGCAGGGUAUUGCUCUUCUUCCCUUCAUCGAGAUGCCCCGUCUGCUGGAUGCGAUGAAGACCAAGGCACAUCUUCUGAGCGCCGAAGACCAAGCGCGAAACGCGCCGGGUCACGACGUCCUGCUCAUCUCGGACGCGCAUCCGGGCCUCUAUGAGGAUAUCACAACCCACUUCUACUCCAAGAAGCAGGCCGUCCCAGAGUUCAAGCUGGACCCUAAGAGAAGCGACGGCCUCUCCGGCCAGGUCGAGAAGAUUGAGGGCUACGUCCCGCAUGGCUCGCUUGUGUACCCGCUCGAGCGCAACACCAUGCCGGACGUCGACUACGACCGGUCAAUGAGCGUGAACUAUGAUAUGCCAACCAGCUCUCACAUUCACAAGUCGAUGCUCCUUCGCGGCUUGAAAAUGCCCACGCCUGCGCUUGACAGGAGUGAUGUCGACUUUGUCAGGAGCAAGGGGCGAGGGGCCGGGAGAAGCUUCGGCGGCGUGCCGUUAAGGAAUAAUUACAACGGCGGUGGGCGAGGAGACAGGAUCAAUUAUGCCGGUGGGCCUCCCCGUGGUGGAGGUGGACGUGGCCGCGGAGGUUAUCAGCAACAUGAUCGCGGCUACGGAAACGGCUACGGUGGGGGUGGUGGUGGUGGUGGUGGAUAUGGCAACGGCUAUGGUGGCCACCAGCAGCACGCCCCGCCCGCCCAGCAAUCAUGGCAGCCACCCCCGCCGCCCGGCUAUCCUGGGUUCGGUAUUGGUGUGCCACCUCCGCCGCCUCCAGGUCUCUCCGGUGGUGGUGGUCACAACCAAGGGUAUGGCAACCAGGGAUACGGCGGCCAGAACUAUCGAAAUGACCGUUACCCACCGGGGCCGCCACCGCACGGAGGCUACCAGGGAGGUGGCUACCAGGGAGGUGGCUACCAAGGGGGUGGCUACCAAGGGGGCGGCCACCAAGGGGGCCAUCAGGGGCAGUACCGCCCGCCUCAAGGCCAGGGCCAAGAUCGGCGCCAGGACAACAGGUACGACGGGGGUAAUAGGAAUCGCGAUUCACGGGGGUACGGGAGGUGAGGAUGCUUAGGGUCGACUGUAAGAGAGACGACUUGCAAGGGGUGGUAUUGUCAUGCUAUAUAGGCUCAUGUUUUGCUCAUUGCUGUUCGAUCAAUGCGGAUAACGGAGGAA